AAGUCAAAGGGGAUAAUUUCCAAAUUCAGAAAAAGAGGGAAAUACCAGGAAGUCAGCGGAGAGGAAGAGGUCACUUGGAUAGCCACAUAGGGCAGACAGUAACGCAAGCCUCACCCUGUGAGGAGGGAAACAGUCGUUUUAAUCAAAGCACCACCAAACAAGGGAUCAGAAAUAGUUUUGAUCUCCUCAAGAAUCCAAGAAUAUCAGUGGUGGAAAAGCCCCACGGAGUUGUAUAUUGUGGGAAAAGCCCAGAUCACAGCUGAUUAUGCAUGAGAACACCCAUACCAGCAAGGACGCCUACCAGCGUUCUCAAUUUGCCAUCCUGGUGAAUCACAAGAGGACUCACACGAGGGAGAAACCGUAUGAGUGUCCGGAUUGUGGGAAAAGUUUCAGUUGGAAGUCCAAACUGCUGAGACACCAGGAGACACACACAGGACAGAAACCGUAUGAGUGUCCGGAUUGUGGGAAAAGUUUCAGUCAGAAUUCCCACCUGGUGAUACACCAGAGUACUCACACAGGAGAGAAACCGUAUGAGUGUCUGGAUUGUGGGAAAAGUUUCAGUCAGAAUUCCAACCUUGUGAUACACCAGAGGACUCACACAGGAGAGAAACCGUAUGAGUGUCCGGAUUGUGGGAAAAAUUUCAUUCAGAGUUCCCAGCUGGUGAGACACCAGAGGACUCACACAGGAGAGAAACCGUAUGAGUGUCCGGAUUGUGGGAAAAGUUUUGGUUGGAAGUCCAAUCUCAUGAUACACCAGAGGACUCACACAGGAGAGAAACCAUAUGAGUGUCCAGAUUGUGGGAAAAGUUUCAGUCGGAAGUCUGAAAUGGUGAAACACCAGAGGACUCACACAGGAGAGAAACCGUAUGAGUGUCCGGAUUGUGGGAAAAGUUUUUGUUUUAAGUCCAAUCUGGUGAUACAUCAGAGAACUCACACAGGAGAGAAACCAUAUGAGUGUCUGGAUUGUGGGAAAAGUUUCUGUUUGAAGUCCAACCUGUUAAAACACCAGAGGACACACACAGGAGAGAAACCAUAUGAGUGUUCUGAUUGUGGGAAAAGUUUCAGGCGGAAAUCUGAUCUAGUACAACAUCAGAGGACACACACAGGAGAGAAACCAUAUGAGUGUCCAGAUUGUGGGAAAAGUUUCAGUCGGAAUUCCCACCUGGUGAUACACCAGAGGACUCACACAGGAGAGAAACCAUAUGAGUGUCUGGAUUGUGGGAAACGUUUUAGUGUGAAUUCCGACCUGGUGAUACACCAGAGGACUCACACAGGAGAGAAACCGUAUGUGUGUCUGGAUUGUGGGAGAGGUUUCUGUGUGAAGUCCAACCUGGUGAUACAUCGGAGGACUCACACAGGAGAGAAACCAUAUGAGUGUCUGGAUUGUGGGAAAAGUUUCAGUCGGAAAUAUGAACUGGUGGUUCACCAGAGGACUCACACAGGAGAGAAACCGUAUGAAUGUCCGGAUUGUGGGAAAAGUUUCAGUGUGAAUUCCCACCUGGUGAAACACCAGAGGACUCACACUGAAGAGAAGCCAUAUGAAUGUCUGGAUUGUGGGACAGGUUUCAAGCGGAAUUCCCACCUGGUGAUACACCAGAGGACUUACACAGGAAAGAAACGGUAUGAGUGUCUGGAAUGUGGGAAAAGUUUCUGUUUUAAGUCCAACCUGGUGAUACAUCAGAGGACUCACACAGGAGAGAAACCAUAUGAGUGUCCGGAUUGUGGGAAGAGUUUCAGUCAGAAUUCCAGCCUGGUGAAACACCAGAGGACUCACACAGGAGAGAAACCGUAUGAGUGUCCAGAUUGUGGGAAAAGUUUCAGUCAGAAUUCCAACCUUGUGAUACACCAGAGGAUUCACACAGGAGAGAAACCGUAUGAGUGUCCGGAUUGUGGGAAAAGUUUCAGUCGGAAUUCCGAUCUGGUGAUGCACCAAAGGACUCACACAGGAGAGAAACCGUAUGAGUGUCCGGAUUGUGGGAAAGAUUUCAGUCGGAAUUCGGAUCUGGUGAUGCACCAAAGGACUCACACAGGAGAGAAACCAUAUGAGUGUCCGGAUUGUGGGAAGGAUUUCAUUGCUAGAUCUAGCCUUAUAAAUCAUGUAGGUUUACACAUAGGAGAGAAGCCAUUCAAAUGCCCAGACUGUGGACGGUGCUUCACAAACAAUUCCUACCUUAGCAGACACAAGAAAAUGCACAUGAGGGAGAAGAUGCUAGGUGUAGAGAAGGCUUGAAUUUCACUCCUCAUCUCCCAUUGGACAUCCAGCUAAAAAGUUAAGUAUUUAAUUUCUGGCCUUCUUUUUGGUCAAACAUGUUUGACAUGAGGGAGGAGAGAAAAAAAUGGAAAAUGAUAGUUUGAGAAAGGCUAACUGCAAGUACUUGGCAAUCAGCAGAAGUUCCCAGUAAUCUGCUGCAGGUCCUAAAAGAUGCAUGAAAAAAAGAUGGAACCACUCAGAUUUUAUGAGAGAAGAUAUUAUGGAAGUUUAUGGCAGUGACAAAAGCCCUGUAAAGUUUCAGAUGGAAAGGCUGUUCUGCCUUGCAGUUGAACAUGAUGGAUAAGACCUGUAGGAAUAUUGACUUGAGGAGAAAAGUCACUGUGGGUUGGAGCGUAGGAUCUCCAGGUUUAGUAACAGCCCCUGCUGUGAUCCUGUUUCCUUGGAGGUGCCUGCUUGGUAGCCUUUGAUGCCAAGAGUCUGACCCUUCUGUUAAAUCCGCUUGGUGGUGGAGAUGGAAGGUCUUUCAUGUCUAGAAAUGGAUUGUGUAAGACUUUUAAGAAAGAAAAUAACUGCGUCGUGUCUGUUCCUGUGAACGUGGGGCCACGGUAAGGCAAAGCUCCCUACAAGUAAAGAGAGGAUAAUUAUUUGAGCCGCUAAGUGGCAUUUUAGCUAUGCAGAUGAAAGAUCCUGAUUCUCCUGAGUCCAGAAGACACCAAAGAAUUCAAGGCUUGUUCAUUUUAGGAACCCAAUUCAGAGAUCAGGUUAUAAUUUUUUUCCCUAGGAGAUCAUUUUGCAUAUUUAUUUAUUUAUUAUUCGCGUUUCCAUUACCUCCCAUUUCCCCCCAAAAGGGGGACUCUGAUCCCUUUGCAGAAGGGCACUCAACAGCCAGGACUAGGCCAGGGGUCGGGAGGAAGCAAGAGGCUCUUUUGGCCUGAGCCUUAAGCUCUGAGUGGCUUCAAACUUAAUCGUCUGCAAAGUUGUUAAACUUUAAAGUAUUCAAAUUAAAUUUAA
Molecule: messenger RNA, 3223 nt
Organism: Candoia aspera
Lineage: Eukaryota; Metazoa; Chordata; Lepidosauria; Squamata; Candoiidae
Product: zinc finger protein 268-like
Exons: 1
Coding region: 266-2230 (654 amino acids)
Biological process (GO): regulation of transcription by RNA polymerase II
Molecular function (GO): RNA polymerase II cis-regulatory region sequence-specific DNA binding; DNA-binding transcription factor activity, RNA polymerase II-specific
Source: RefSeq, a predicted model, not a curated record